AUGGCCUUGCAAUAUUCUUCAAAUGAUGCAUCUCUUGCCACCGAGGCUACUGAAUUCUACAAUCACUCUCAGUUAGGAUCAUGCCUUAGCCAUAUGAAGAAACUCUUCUCGACAAAGUCAACAGAUCCGAAGGUUAUUGCCAACAAAGCUCUUGUCGAAUUUAUUCACCAAAAUAAUUUAACACAUUCGGAUGAAUAUCUAGAACAACUGCGAAAAGCUGCGUCACUUGUUGGUUUACCUAUAUCUUCUUCCAUGAAACUAAGUGACCAUAUUCCCUCUCUCACAAGUCCAUCUGAACUUGAUCCUUCCGUUUUCUCAAUUCAUUACAACUAUGCCCUUGUUUUGUUCCAUCAGCGGCGUUUUGGUUUAGCAAAUCGUCUACUUGCUAGUCUCCUUGACAUUUCUGAGCCUGAUGCUACUCCAAAUCAUUUUCAAUUUCCCACAAAAGCAGGGUUGCUAAUUUCGCAAAGAUGCUUACUUCUGUGGUUGGACGUCUGUUUGGCUCUUUAUCGUUAUCAACGCGUAUUCGAUUAUACCUCGUAUUUAAUUCAACAGAUAAAACUUCCUGAAGGCGAAAGUUCCCUGAAUUCAGUUGUUCUCGAAAUGCUCAAAGAGAUCUCUCGCCCACUACGAGUUUUCCGUCUUCGUGCUUGUCUGCAAACUGGCCGGUUAAACGAAGCUCAGGGGGAAAUUAAUAUUUUAGACGAAACUGAAGACCAUCCUGAGGCGAAAAAUAGAUGGAAUGUGUCUAGAAGUUUGGAGUAUUGCCGUGCACAACUCCAGUAUUUAAAGCGAGACCAAAAUGCAGCCAUCGAAAUUCUUACCAAUCUACUUAGUCCUAAGAAAAAUCCUACAGAAUCCCCUUUAAUCCAAAACAACCUCGCCCUAGCCUUCUUUUCCUCUGGACAGGGGGGCUUGGCCAUUCUGCAGUCUCGUUCAGCCCUCCGUUCUACUGAGCAUCUAUCAUCGGAGAACACAGCAAACGGAAUGGAAGAUCUCAUGCGUCGUAUUCCUCUCAAAGCUCUCAGUGCAAGUCGUCAUGUUGAACUCCUUCAUAACAUGGGUUUGGAGUUACUAUUGCAGAACAAAUCUCCCGAGGCAGCCUUUCAUUUUCUUCUUUCAGUGGUCAAGGUCUAUCCUCGCAAUCCAAGACUCUGGCUCAGACUAGCUGAAUGCUGCAUAUUGGUGCAUAGAUCGAGUAAUCUUGUUGAUUGGAGAGCGGAAUCUCGAUCCUCUUGCCUUCAAAAGGUUGUGGGUAGUGGUCCUCUGCGGAAACUCAUUAUUGGUAAUCAAGGGGCUCCUACUAAACUACCACAGUCUACCAAAGAUACUGCAGUGCCACCUAAUGAUACAAACCCGACUAUGGAAUUUGCAGCGCAGUGUAUCCGCAACGCUUAUCUUCUUCUACCACGACCGCCUGCAGAACUAGUAGACCCUUCCCUCGAAAAGGAGGGGAGUGAAACUUUUCUAAAGUGGGCCAAUGAUCAGUCAUGCCCAGCUCGACCGUCAGGUCAGGAUUUGAGUGGUGAAGCUCUUCUACAAGUCAUUUCUGCCGUUCUUGUCACUGGCGCUUACAUAUUUCUCUGUCUGGAUGAUCCCGUAGAAGUUAUCCACUAUGCAGAACAACUACUUUCUGAUGGACCUCCGAAAUCACCUGAUAGCUCUUUCGGAUGGCUUGGACAGUUUGCUCCACCUGCUUAUCGAUAUCUUGCCAAGAUGUACCUAGCUGAAGCUAGGAUCGCUAUGGAUGAAAUUACCGAGGCUGUAGAUUGUCUUUUGUUACCGGAUCGGUUCACGUCCAAAGCACGAAGCCUCAUGUCAGAUACUCUGCGAUUACCGUUCCCUUCGCUGAAUGUAACUUCCUGUCUUUCAACUACUCAAUUUCUACCACAAACUUGUCUGCCAUCGGAAUUACCACUAAUGCAAUCGACUUACUCAAAGGAUUUGAACUUUCCUUUGACUAAUAUCCAAGCUUCUGGUAUUGUUCUUCACAAUAUGGCGGUGUGCUUCAUGCUAAAAGACGAUCAAGCAGAAUCGAGACGUUUACUUGAGCGCUCGUCUGCAUCACUUUUGGUUAAUAUAAAUGAAGUUAAUUCUCCAUCGGCCAUCCAAGACGGAAGUGAGGGGAAUAAACUAAUUCUUUACCCACCAGAGAGCAUGAUGGAUUCUAUUUCAAGUCUUCUUGUUAGACAUCAAUUUCCGAAACAGUUCCUUCGAAAUUGGGUCUAUUUGGAAAUGAAGUCCGGAAGGCCUAAGUUUGCAUCGCAUUUCCUGAGAGCUCAUAUAGGUAAUGAGGCUUUCGGCAAUACCAUUGCUCAAGAAUUUGUUUCGGGGAAGAGCGUAGUCAAAGGAAGGACUUCGCCACCAGUUUCACAUGUUGCUGGUAGCAGCGGUUUGGGCGAUUUUGAACGUAGGCAGCUGACACGUCACUUGUCAAUUAACCAAUUGAAUGAAGCAGCGAGAUUGCAAUCGAUACCUUUGCGAAUUCGGGAUCCACCGCCGUCAUCUGCGACAACUGAAUCGGCCGGUCUUAAAUGGUGUGAAGCGGAUUGGCCACCAUUGUAG
This is a messenger RNA of Rodentolepis nana, 2565 nucleotides long. Lineage: Eukaryota; Metazoa; Platyhelminthes; Cestoda; Cyclophyllidea; Hymenolepididae. The record is from the annotation of a GenBank genome assembly.